CUAUCAGGGUGAUUCAGUGUAGAAGGAGAAGACGACAAUGGGAAGAUCCAAGAGGAAGGCAACUCAGAUCUCCCAAAUCACCACCACCGCCACCAUCUCAGACCUUCCAAACCACAUAACUUCCGACAUCCUAUCUCGACUCCCUCUCUGUUCCGUCUUCGCCUGCAAGCGAGUCUGCAAGCCCUGGCGCGACCUCACCCUCGAACCCUGCUUCGCCAAAUCGCAUCUCUCGAGGUAUCCUCCCAGCCUCGUCUUCUACCGCAUCGGUACGAAAUUCCCCUCUCACUUCGAAAUCCUCCAACUCCACGAUCCCCCUGCUUUGUGCCACCCCACCACCACCGUGAAAUUCAAAACUGAGAUCCACUCCCCUCGUAUGCUCACUGAACUAGUAGCCUCGUGUAACGGGUCGAUUUUGCUGUCGGAUAGCUCGUGUAACGAUGUUAUUGUGUUUAACCUACUCAGGGCACAACGUAUUGUUCUUCCUAAACCUCCAAAAUCGGCACUGAAGGCCCAUAAUUUCGUGAGUUUAGGGUUUGGUCAUAGUCCAACGACUGAUCGGUACAAGGUGUUGAGGCUCACUUAUACGCCUGGUCCAGCUAGAUUGUGCUGUGACAUUUACACAAUUGGGAUUGAUGACCGGUGGAGGAGCAUUGGGGACACUGGACAACCACCCGCUUUUAUUAUCUCGCAAAUCAUUCUCCUGAAUGGGGUUCUUCACUGGAUAGGCGACGGGAAUUCACGGUUCAUUUACUAUUUCGAUGUCGAGAAAGAGCAAUUCGGAAGCUUCCCCUUGCCUUCCCACAUUGAGAGCAGUUGUGAUUGUCUUGGGGUUGUAGAUAAUCGGUUGUACCUUCACGAUGAGCUUUCAGUUGAUGAAUGGAAAGUUUGGACAAUGAAAGAUUACGGGGACUUUGGGUCCUGGACUUUGGAAUGGGUCAUUGAACGACCAAUUACUAACAGGUUUGGCGGAUCUCACAAGCCUUUGAAAACGUUUAAAGACGGAAGUCUGUUGAUGAUGUUUAGCGGUUUAUGUCCGCGAAUAAAUGUCAUGAAGACUACUCUAGCAUCUUACAAUCCGCAAACAAGAGUGCUGGAAGAGAUCAAGUAUCGUGGUGUUGUUUUACUCUGGGGCGCUUCCGUUGCUGAUGUACCAUGUUUCUGCUCUCCAAUGGCUGCUUUGAAAUGACAAUGUUAAAAUCUUUGAGUUAAGGAACUGUUGCAUUAUCUCACUUCAUCAUGAGUGCGUUUUGUUUGAAGACACUUAUUUUGAUUCCGUAA
This is a messenger RNA of Rhododendron vialii, 1278 nucleotides long. RefSeq names its product F-box protein At3g07870-like. Lineage: Eukaryota; Viridiplantae; Streptophyta; Magnoliopsida; Ericales; Ericaceae. Gene Ontology annotation, molecular function: protein binding. Bases 38 to 1186 code for a protein of 382 amino acids. The transcript is spliced from 2 exons. The record is from RefSeq and is a predicted model, not a curated record.